AUGUCGACCAAGUAUUCAUCCGUUCACGAAAACCCCAAUGGGCCCGGCGAUGCACGUCCCACAGCCUCUCAGGUCAUCGACGACUACGGCUUAGAAGGGCAACUGACUGGCAAGACUGUCCUCAUCACCGGUUGCUCCUCUGGUAUCGGGGUUGAAACAGCGCGUGCCAUCUACCGUACCGGCGCUACUCUCUACUUGACGGCUAGAAAUGUCGACAAGGCUAAGACGGUUCUGAGUGAUUUAGACGAUACCUCUCGUGUCCAUUUCUUAGAGCUCGACUUGAAUUCCUUGCAAUCUGUCCGUGGGUUUGCUGAGCAAUUCAAGGCGAGGACCACUACUUUGAACAUUUUAAUCAAGAAUGCCGGCGUGAUGGCCUGUCCUGAAGGCCGCACAGCCGAUGUGUUUGAGACCCAAUUUGGCACCAACCACCUGGCUCAUUUCCUCCUUUUCUACCUCCUCAAAGACACGUUACUCAAUUCAACAACACCUGAGUUCCACUCCCGGGUCGUUAUUGUUUCUUCUUGUGCCCAUCAGGCGGGCUCUGUUCGUUUCGACAAUUUGACUUUGGAAGGGGAAUACGAUCCAUGGAAGUCGUAUGGCCAGAGCAAGACGGCCAACCUUUGGACAGCGCGUGAGAUUGAGCAACGUUUUGGAGAGAGCGGGGUUCACUCAUGGGCCCUUCAUCCAGGGUCUAUCGCGACAGAGCUUCAACGACAUGUGCCUGCUUCAGUUCAAAAAGAGUGGGCGGAUGAUAAAGAGGGCGCUAAAGGAUGGAAGAGCGUCGAGCAAGGUGCGGCAACCACUGUGUUGGCAGCUGUGUCGCCGGAACUUGAAGGAAAAGGUGGACUUUACUUGGAGGAUACGCAGGUGGCACAGCCUCCGGCAAGGGGAACGUCUGGUAUUGCAGACUGGGCGUAUGAUAACGAAGGGCCGUCUAAGCUUUGGUCAAAGAGCCUUGAGCUUUUGGGACUUGAAUAG
Molecule: messenger RNA, 978 nt
Organism: Clonostachys byssicola
Lineage: Eukaryota; Fungi; Ascomycota; Sordariomycetes; Hypocreales; Bionectriaceae
Source: the annotation of a GenBank genome assembly